Messenger RNA from Rhineura floridana, 531 nucleotides. It is a transcript of the gene SATL1, whose product is annotated as spermidine/spermine N1-acetyl transferase like 1. NCBI's taxonomy places the organism in Eukaryota, Metazoa, Chordata, Lepidosauria, Squamata, Rhineuridae. Gene Ontology annotation, molecular function: N-acetyltransferase activity. The transcript is spliced from 6 exons. Gene Ontology annotation, cellular component: cytosol. Bases 1 to 531 code for a protein of 176 amino acids. The record is from RefSeq and is a predicted model, not a curated record.
AUGUCGAGUUUUGGCUCUCUGAACCGCUUCCGGAUUCGCCCAGCAGAGCCGCGGGACUGUUCGGAGAUCCUGCGACUCAUCAAAGAACUAGCUGCUUAUGAAAACAUGGCUGAUGCGGUAAAAAUAACAGAAACAGAUUUGCUUCGAGAUGGUUUUGGGUCACGUCCUUUCUUCCAGUGUUUAGUAGCCGAGGCAACAAAGGACAAUGCAAUGCAUGAUACUGAUAUUGUAGGGUUCGCUAUGUAUUAUUAUACCUAUGACCCUUGGAUUGGCAAGUUGUUGUACUUAGAAGACUUCUACGUCAUGGAUGAAUAUAGAGGUUGGGGCAUUGGAACAGAACUUUUAAAAAGAUUAAGCCAGAUAGCGAUCGAUUCCAACUGCGGCUGCAUGCAUUUUCUUGUUGUUGUUUGGAACAAGCCGUCUAUAGAGUACUACAUGAGGCGUGGUGCUUCAGACCUUUCCACUGAAGAGGGAUGGCAUCUCUUCAGAUUUGAUAAAGAGACGCUGGUGAGAAUGGCUGCUGGAGAGUGA